This is a messenger RNA of Diversispora eburnea, 297 nucleotides long. NCBI's taxonomy places the organism in Eukaryota, Fungi, Glomeromycota, Glomeromycetes, Diversisporales, Diversisporaceae. The record is from the annotation of a GenBank genome assembly.
AUGUCUAUUUCUGUUCAUCGUAUGGAAAUCAUUGGUUGUCAAUUAGGAAAGAGUAUAGGUGAAUUAUUUGGUCCAUUCGGGCCAUUAACUAUUCGAUUAGGAAUAAAUAAUUUAAACCCAAUAUAUUAUGAUGCUCUCAGGAGCGUAGGGAUAGCGGGUAUCCAAUUGAAAAAAAGGGGAAAACCUUCUUCAUCUUAUUAUUUUAUCGGAACACAAGCCGAUGAAUUAUUCUAUCUUGAUCCACAUAAUUCACGUCCUGCCAUAGAAUUGAAAUCUAAUGAACAAGUUAUCGAAUAA